Marchantia polymorpha subsp. ruderalis is the source of this 1748-nucleotide messenger RNA. Lineage: Eukaryota; Viridiplantae; Streptophyta; Marchantiopsida; Marchantiales; Marchantiaceae. The record is from the annotation of a GenBank genome assembly.
GGUGGCGGGAGCUACAGCUUCAAAUGCAGUACCUGGAAAUCGGUAAAAUUUUCGAAGACCAGUAGAUCGGUAUUCAAAAAUUGGACUGCGAUUUCCACAACAGAGGAUUUAGCCCCGGCGAGAUCCAUGAGUUGUCGCGAGAAGGUGUGAUAAAGAUUAAAUUUGACUCUGUAUAAAAUGUAUUUGAGAUCCUCGAUUGAUGGACUUGGAGAAGGUGGUGGACGAAGAAGGAGGUGUCACCUGAGUUGAGAAAGCCGACCGAGUCAGCACAUCGAUGCAAGAACCCCUGACUCGAAUCUUUCAGAUUUGGAGGAGCUUUCUUAUUCAGUGAGAGCUCAUGGCACAGCGUCGUGCAUGAGGCACGGUCGAUCAUUUCUUGAUUGUCGACGUUCUCCACCACGAGCUGAGAGUGUUGGAGUCUGUCGGGCGCCCGCAGGCUGGUGAAAGGCCAGUGAGCGAGCGGGCUAGUUAGCUUUCUUGGAAAUCCGAAGGCACGUGGGGAAGCGCAGCCUCUCUCCAGUUUCUAUGCAUUGUGCUCACUUUCGGUCGUCACGAGACGAGGAGCAGGUCGCGUAACAUAUUGCGUUGAAACUGGAGGCCUCGUGCUUUAGACUCGCGGGUCGGUGCAAGGGACUACGAUUCCGCUUCUGUUUCACGAACAACAUCCAGAUGAUCGUCCCAGGGUUUGGCUGAAGAUUAAGAUGACAGAGUACCAAUUUGUGAAAGAGUGGAACAGAAAGUCGGGCACGUUUUCAUCACUAACACCACAACCGAAAAGAACUGCAAAUCUGGCUUCAUCGUUUGACAUCGAGGCGGAAGAACUGCUUGAUUCAUACCAAGGGAACAUACCUGUUGACGGUUCCAUGAGGAAUUCACCCAGUGCCGGCGAAAUGGGGAAGGACAGUGCUGCAGAAGAGGAAAAUGAACAAGCACCAUCAAGGGGAGGUGACAGAGAGCAUGUGUCUACUGCACGCAAGAGGAAAAGAGCCUCAUCGUCUGCUUUAGCUGGAGUUGUGGCUGCAUUCCAAGAGAUGUCUGCUGGUAUAAUGCGUAUUGAGAAGGAGAACUCUGAAAGAGCAAAAGAGGCACAUGAGAUGGCGAAAGAUGCUCACGAGCUGGAAAAGAGAAAAUUUGAGUUUCAGCAAAGGAAGGUGGAGAGAGAAGAGGAGCGAGCAGAUAAAUUUGUAGGAGUGCUUGGACAGAUAGCUGGUGCAUUCAGAAAGAUGGCAGAGAAAAUGUGAUUUGUUCCUAUAUGUGCAUAGGUUAUGGGCAACCACCUAAAACCCCUCAACUUGAACAAGGACAGCAGGACAUCAACAUUUGUAAUUAUAGACUCGACUGUGAUGGUUAUUUAGUCAUAAUGCAGAUGUCUCUCGGCUCCUCUAAAUUUUUUUCGUUUUUUCAGAUCAAUCCUUGAUCAGUUUGUAGCUAAUAGUCUGAAGACCCAGCUCAAAUAUAGUGCGUCAAAGAGGUAGUUUUAGAUAACGGUCAGCUGGUCAGUUUCUACCUUCCUUUUUCAAUACUCGGAAGGAGCCAUGUUUAUACGAGAAUCUCUUUUCCAGUGCCUUUCCACUGUUUUUAGAUAUGAGGAAGCUCUGUUCUCAAUUAACCAAUCUUUGGUGGUCAUUUUGUUCAUACUCGUUACCAAAGUAUUUAGUCCUAGGCUUUACCUCAGACGCUGGUCGACAAAUCUUAGAUCAUAUGCUCACCAUUUUGUUGUAGUUGAAAGUUCAUGGACUGCUAUACGC